AUGCGUCAUGCCAACGCGCAACGCUAUGGAUACUUACUUGAUUACGAAUUGUGGAUAUGUGGCAAGCCUCAGGUUGAUGGGUUUCAUAUUCUUGGAUAUGUUCCAAGAAGUCCUAGUCAGAGGUUCAGCUCAUACCAGUUAUUGGCGAGUUUUGAAUUUUGCGUUGAGGAUGGUAGUGCACUCCGACCCAGUAUACAGGGAAAGAAAAUACCACGAUCACCUCGUUCGCUUUCAGUCCUAAACGAAAUCGAGAAAUGGAUGAGAGACACUGAGACGAAGGAUCAACUUACGAAGCCUCCCUCGAUGCCGACCAGAAUUUUAGAGAUAGAGGAAAACGGCCAGUGUGUUAUUCUUUGUAAUUCUGCCAACAUUUAUGAGAGAUACACGGCUCUCAGUCACUGCUGGGGUAUUGUUCAGCCAAUAACAUUCAACACUCAAACAGGCGAGGAACUCCAUAAGGGAAUCCGCACUGCUAAGCUUCCACAAUCAUUCCAAGAUGCCAUAUGGCUGACCAUUAGACUGGGAAUACGUUACCUCUGGAUCGAUAGUCUUUGUAUAAUUCAAGAUGAUGUGCGAGAUUGGGCCCGCGAAUCGGCACGCAUGCACGAAGUUUAUGGAAAUGCAGCACUCACAAUUGCAGCUAGCCGAUCCGCUGGCAACACGGAAGGCUUCCUGGGCGACAGGCUGGAGCCUCGAUAUAUUUCUAUCCCUUUCUCUAGCGGCGAAAUUUCCGAUGAGGUUCUGUGUUUUGCCACCCCACUAAAGUAUGCUGUCGAUUUGACGAAACAGACUUCCCUAGAAGAUGCGCCGUUGUCAUCUCGUGGUUGGGCACUACAAGAACGUUUCAUGUCUCAACGAACAUUACAUUUUACCCAGUCUCAAGUCCUUGUAGAGUACAAAGGCAAUGUUCGUGCGGAGGACAGCGGGUUCACCAUCACAUUGCCUAAGAAAGCCGGUCUUUUUCUUGAGGCAGCAGCUGACCCCACACGCAUACGCCAUCAGUGGACUUACAUGGUCGAACAAUAUUCGCAUCGGAAGCUGACAAUAGGAAACGAUAAAUUGCCAGCACUGGCUGGUAUAGCAGCACUGUUUUCUCGGCAAGCGACCACAAACGAAAGCUCUACAGAAUAUCUGGGGGGGCUUUGGUCAAACGACCUACUGCAGCAUCUAUGCUGGAACAUCGACACCCGUGUUGUUCCUGGAGUACGCCCCACGGGAUACCGUGCGCCGACGUGGUCUUGGGCUUGUGUAGAUGGAGUUGUCUCCUAUCAUUGGGGCCGCCGAGACAACGAACUUGCGUUCAUUCAAAGGACACACGUUGGACUGAAGUAUCCUGAAAUUCCUUUCGGAGAGGUCAUAGGCGGAUGGAUACACUUGAAGGGAACUAAGCUUCCAAUAAACAGAAAAGAGAACGAUGAUAGUUUUUUUAACUUCGCUAUCGGAGAUGUUCGCUUAUAUGCCCAUGCGGAAUGGGAUGCGGAACCACACGUGAUAACGGAACAAUACUCCAGAGCAGCCGAUGAAGCGGCACUUGUUUUGUUGCCUUUGAUUUGGGAUGACGUACCGGAUGAAUCCAAGUUUAUAUGUGGACCUUUCUUCUUGAUCCUGAAGCCGGUGAACCUUCAGGUCCCACCGCAUAUGGGGAUCCAAACAUAUCAAAGAAUAGGAUCCUGUGUCGCUUUAGGAGAAGGUGUUGAUAACAAGAUUAUGAAGGGGCUGAUAAAAAGUACGUGGAUCGAUGUAACAGAAAGAAGGGCAUUAGAGGAUAUUAUUCUAAUAUAA
Molecule: messenger RNA, 1782 nt
Organism: Truncatella angustata
Lineage: Eukaryota; Fungi; Ascomycota; Sordariomycetes; Amphisphaeriales; Sporocadaceae
Product: heterokaryon incompatibility protein-domain-containing protein
Exons: 2
Coding region: 1-1782 (593 amino acids)
Source: RefSeq, a predicted model, not a curated record